Molecule: messenger RNA, 1193 nt
Organism: Phycodurus eques (leafy seadragon)
Lineage: Eukaryota; Metazoa; Chordata; Actinopteri; Syngnathiformes; Syngnathidae
Product: complement receptor type 1-like
Exons: 8
Coding region: 55-1089 (344 amino acids)
Source: RefSeq, a predicted model, not a curated record
UCCUCCCAUGUUCACUCGUCACAAUUCUCACUGGAUAGGCACGCAUUGCAAAACAUGAGGAGCAUCGUGUGGCACCUUAUGUUCUUAUCCGUUUCUUUAUUCGACACUGCUGAAGUUCCAAAGCGAUGCUCAGCGCCGCCCCAAUACCCGUCAACCAGAUUCGACAGCAAUUUGGACAGCGGACGCAAAUUCGACAGCGGGGAGAAAGUUGACUACAAGUGUGCCGAGGACCUUGUCGCGUACACUGGCAGCCCCUCUGUGAUGUGCGUCAAUGGAACGUGGACCACGCUGACACUCAAAUGCGAAAGUGGCUGUAGCGCUCCAGCCAAUUCGGACGAGUCUCACGCCAACCUCGCUGACGACUUCAUCAGCAGGACGACUUUUGGCCGUGGUGAGCGAGUCCGGUACACUUGUGACGUCGGCUACAGUCCAGUAGGUGGCAGCAGAUACCGGAGCUGUAGCAGAGGACAAUGGACGCCGCUUCUGCUCAAGUGUGAACGGAAACUGUGUGGCUCUGCUGGGGAGAUUAAAAAUGGUCGCUUCGUGUAUACCGGAGUGCAGUUUGGAGACACCGCUACAGCUCAUUGUGAUGACGGGUUUCAGCUUGUAGGACGGCCAACCAGGAACUGCAUGAGUUUCGGCUGGGAUGGCCAUGCUCCCUUUUGUGAAGUGGUGGAGUGUGAAGAGCCUCCAGAGGUGGCCAAUACAGAGCGAAAAGGCACAGAGGAGGCGCCGUACAAGUACAGGAGUGUGGUUGUGUACGAGUGUCGUGCAGGGACCCUGCUGGGGAACAAGGCGAUAUGGUGCACAGAGGACGGCACAUGGAGCACACCUCCUACAUGCAAAGAAAUUACAUGUCCAUCUCCAAAAGUGCCCAACGGCUCCUGGACGCGAGGUCACAUCCGACUUUAUCAACACCGAGACACGAUCGCCAUUGGCUGUCGCCACGGUUACACAGUGGUGGGCACCAGCACGGUCACCUGUGGUGACGAUGGUCAGUGGAUUCCCAGCCUUCCCAAAUGUAGACGCAAGUCAUGGCAUACUAAAUGGCAAAGCCAAUAUGCUGUCGGAUAUGGGAUGCUACAUUAGUAAGUCCAGGACCAAACAGAGGAUGGAAAAUUACCUUUGGAGCUUAAUACUUUGCUGCCAGGUUAUAACAGCGUUACACACAUUAAACAUGUUUUUAAAAUGAA